CGCCCUGCAUCAGGGCGGGUCUGCAUGUCUGCAUGUCGGUUUCCUUUGUCAGCGAUUCUCAGCGUUUAGUUCUUGGGCGACAGGUUUGCAGACGCUGCGCGGGUGCGCCAGAGUUUUGAAAUGUGCGUGGGGGCAAGAGUUGCCUUGUUCGGGAAGACUAGGAGAAUGCCCGUAUCGCACCACGAGCGCGGGAGAGAUGGCACCGAGAAGAUGGUACACGCAGCGGUGCUCUACAAAGUAAUUGUAAUCGAAGCCAAGCCUUCCACACCAACGUCCACAACGUCCACCCACUACGCCUCACCAUCGCCCCACACCCUCCUCACCCCUCAGCCAGCACAAGCCACCCCGCCGCCUCACCCACGCUCACCACGUUUCCCUCCCGCACCGCACCGCUCACAUACUCGAACCGCCGCAUCCUCACAAACCCACUCGCGCUCGCGAGGUCCCGGAGCAGCGGCCCCGCAAACCACGCGCCGAACUCGGUCUCCCGCCCCUCCGCGGGCGACAGCGCGAUGCUCGCCAGCGCUCGCGCGACGCCGGAUGUCUGCGACGUGGGGUGCGAGGGCGAUGGGGGGUGCGAGGGCAAUGGGGGCAGCGAAGCGUAAAAUCGUAUAUCAAAGGAUACAUUCGCGUAGAUCCUGCUCACCAGCUCUGGCGAGGGUGUCGCGCCCGCGACGGCGCUGAAUUCGGGCGAGCUCGUGUAGGCUAGGUCUGGGAAUGUGUAGGUGACCAGGAUCGGCGCCGUCGUCGUUUUUGUUGUUGUUGUUGCUGCUGUUGUUGCCGUACU
Molecule: messenger RNA, 787 nt
Organism: Didymella exigua CBS 183.55
Lineage: Eukaryota; Fungi; Ascomycota; Dothideomycetes; Pleosporales; Didymellaceae
Exons: 2
Coding region: 121-684 (187 amino acids)
Source: RefSeq, a predicted model, not a curated record